CAACCACACUCGACUGAAACCUCAGAAACCAAAAGACUUCCAUGUCAAGUGACGACAUCCUAAUGGGUAACGCCGAUGCAGACAACGCCGGCGAGCUCCUUGUCUGGCCGUGGACUGGCGUCCUCGCCAUGACCACUGCCGACGGUGACGCCACGAGUACCCUCGCCUUCCACGCUCAACAGCACUUCGCCGGCAUCGCAACCACCGCGCUCCAAGAGGAGCCAGCCAGCCACCACCAGCACCAGGACUUCUUGCUGCUCCACUUCGGCAAGAACUGGGCGGGCCUCCGGGACGCCAUGUCCCUCGCACGCCACUUCGCCGGCGCCGGGAGGAGGGAGUGGCAGAGGCGCGGCGAGGGCGAUAGCACCGGUGGCGGCGUGUUCGGCUGGGCCGCCGAGGAGGAGGACCUUCUCGGCGACAACGCGGUAGGGAGGUUCCUGAGGGAGUCCGGCGUUGCGGCGAGGAGCGUGGAGGAAGUCCAGAAGGACGAGACGAUCGUCGCCGCCAGGCUCGGCGGCGUGGCCAGCGAGUACGAGCGGAGGGCCAGGUUUUUGGAAGCCAAGUGCGAGGAGAUGGUCUGGAUGAUGCACAUGGUGGAGGAGGAGAACAGCUGCCUCCAUGGCGAGCUCAAAGUAUCUGAAGGAUGGAAGACAAUAGCUGACAAUAUCAUACCACAGAUGAAUAAUGGCAUCCAUGAGGAGAAUGAGAAGCUCAGGGUAGAGCUGGAUGCAAUUGGGAGAGAGAUCGAGUCAAGGGUGGAAAGAAUCCAGGAGCUCAAGGAUGGCAGAACCAAACUGCAUUGCAGCAAAGUGCAGAAGCUUGUUUUCGAGAUCAACUCAUGGGAGAUGGCAGGUAGAGAGGCCAAGGCGAGUGACCAUGCUCAAAUGCUUCAUGAAAAACAUAAGGAAGAAAUGGAAACCAUUUACGCAAAAGUAAUUCAACUUGAGAAGGAGGUGGAGCGAAGGGAAGCACAAGUGUCUGCAAUACGUCUGCUGAACAUGAAACUACAGGCUGGGGAAAACCUAACAAAGGAAGAAUGUCAACAUCUUUAUAAAUUAAUGAUAAUUUUGAAUAAUUGUCUAGAGCAAGAACGUGAAAGGUUGAAAAAUUCAUUUGUUGACCUAACCAAAAGAGAUCGGCUGAACAGAGACGUGCUUCAAGAGAGUCGUCAAGAAUUGAUUAAGGGUUUGGAGAGCAUGAUGAUUGGUGGGAAUACGGUUAUUGGGAUCAAAAGGAUGGGACAACUUGAUGAAAAGCCCUUUCACCAUGCAUGCAAGAGGAAAUACAGGGAUGACGAUCCAGAGGGUAAAGCUGCAAGGUUGGUCUCAAGUUGGCAGGAUGAACUAAAGAAGACAUCCUGGCAUCCGUUUAAAACUAUUCAGGUCGAUGGAGAAGACAAGGACGUUGUGGAUGAAGACGAUCCAAAAUUGAGACAGUUGUGGACCGAGUACGGCGACAACGUCUGCAAUGCAGUGAAGGUCGCCCUGAGAGAGCUCAACGAGUACAGUCCUCACGGACGGCAUACCGUGAAUGAACUCUGGGACUUCAGGGAAGCGCGGAAGGCAACAAUGGCAAAGGUGGUGAAGCAUAUUUUCGAGCAGCUGAAUACGAGCAGUUAGCGGCAGCGCAGGGGUCCAAGCUAUGGCAUGUCUGACAUCUAGAGGUCUUGGCGUGUAUGUCCUGUAGGGUCUGUCUGGUUUGAUCUUGCGCACUAACACUUCUCUGGGAAGGAGCUAUAUCCAGUCCACUAUCUCAGAUUCUGAAGUGUGUAAAAUCAAAUAGGCAUCAGUCGGCUAUGCAUAUCUGUAAGUCAUACAACUGUAGGCUGCAACAUUAUGCUGCUUCCCUCCUAAACCAAAACAUUCAGGCAACUUUGUAUCCUAUGCCAGGUUUUAUACUAUUAGCCAUGUGUAGUUUGGGUAGUUUACAUAACUUAACCUUUUCUAGUCCAAU
Molecule: messenger RNA, 1953 nt
Organism: Phragmites australis (common reed)
Lineage: Eukaryota; Viridiplantae; Streptophyta; Magnoliopsida; Poales; Poaceae
Product: factor of DNA methylation 1-like
Exons: 6
Coding region: 42-1619 (525 amino acids)
Biological process (GO): gene silencing by siRNA-directed DNA methylation
Source: RefSeq, a predicted model, not a curated record